UAAAAUGAAAGCGUGUAGAUGAGAUGGGUAAGGUGUGUGGCUCUGUGGGUUGGAAGGUGUAAUCAGUGGAAUCUCCCACUGACAAUGAUAUGAAGGGAAGCUGGGAGUGAUGUGUGCGGUGAGGAAGUCAUGUAGUCCAGGCAGAGGAGAGAGAGGGAGAGGCGGGUCUGGGAGAGGAAAGAAGGAAAACUGGAAGGAAGAUCAGGAAGUUUUCUGUGAUAGAGAGAGAGAGAGAGAGGAGGUGAUGUCCAGGAUCUGAUGUCCAGGAUCUGAUGUCCAGGAUCUCCUCCACACUCAUCGGAACAGACAGAGCAGUCACUGGAUAGAAGAACACAGAGAUCACUGAGCUCCGAUCACAGCAAGUAUCCCACAUAGGACGAUGUGAUCUCCGUCCCCGGGACCCCCCGAUCCCCCUCCCAGCAGGGGCCAGAGAAGAGUGACAGGUGACAGGAGAGAGGGGGAGGGGGGCUGUCCUCUAACCUGGAGCCAGGAGGAGGAGGAGACAAGUGUCAGGACAGUCCGCUCCUUAUAUCCCAUCCAUCACUAUCUGUGAUCACCUCCUCCGCUCCUACCGACCGUACAUCUGGUGUGUCACCAUGCUUGAUGGACUGAAAAUGGGGGAUAAUAUCCAGAAUGUCAUUGAGAACUCCGCCAAUCUGUCUUUAUUCGGACGAGCUCUGGAUCAGAAGUGGGUGUGUGAAGGCUGUGAUCGGGCGAUCUGUGAUCGCUUCCUCCUGAGGAUCAGUGACAGUCUAUGGCAUGAACAGUGUGCUCAGUGCUGUGCCUGCAAAGAACCCCUGGAGAGCAGCUGCUUCUAUCGAGACAAGAAACUCUACUGCAGGGCUGACUACGAAAAACUCUUUGCAGUGAAAUGCGGGUCCUGCCUGGACACCAUCACUCCCAGUGAGUUUGUCAUGAGGGCACAAAAGAGUGUUUACCAUCUCUCGUGCUUCUGCUGCUGUGUGUGUGAGAGGCAGCUUCAGAAAGGUGAUGAGUUUGUGUUGAAAGAUGGACAGCUUCUCUGUAAGAGUGACUAUGAAAGAGAACGGGAUCUGCUCAGCCUAGUGAGCCCGGCGGCCUCUGACUCAGGUAAAAGUGAAGAUGAUGAAGAUGGCAGCAAAUUUGAAGACAGCAAAGGAGAAGAUGGCAAAGAUCAGAAAAGGCCUAAGAGACCCAGAACCAUUCUUACAACACAGCAGCGUAGGGCCUUUAAAGCGUCAUUUGAGGUCUCCUCCAAACCAUGCAGAAAGGUGAGAGAGACACUUGCGGCAGAAACUGGCCUUAGUGUUCGUGUGGUACAAGUCUGGUUCCAAAAUCAACGCGCAAAGAUGAAGAAGUUGGCAAGGAGACAACAGCAACAACAACAGCAGCAAGAUCAGCAAAACCCAUCACGGAUACCAGCAGCUCAAACACACAGUUCAAGUAACUCCAGUAUUGAAGGGAUCAUGAAUGUGUUCACAUCUCUUCCUCAACAUCAACUACUUUCGGUGGAGCAGAACAUGUACAGUGCAGACCCGUUCCAGCAAGGCCUUACACCACCACAGAUGCCAGGAGACCACAUGCAUCCUUAUGGUGGAGAGACCCUGUUCCAUGAUAUGGAUAGUGAUGAUGCAUCUCUCAGCUUGGGUGAAUGUCUUCUAGCAGUACCAGAAGUAGGUUCUUUGCAAUCCAGAGUGGGAAAUCCCAUUGAUCGUCUGUACUCCAUGCAAAACUCCUAUUUUACAUCCUGAAAUACAAUACACGUUGCAAAUAUUCAUUCAGGAAAAUGAAACCAUCUUCUACUGGAACAGUACUUUCACUUUUUUAAACAAUGAAGACAUCACUGGACACCACAAGGAUUUACUUCAAAACCCCUGCUGAGCUAAGACCUAAGCUAUACACCCUGAGUCUUGAUCUCGAGCAGUGACUUGUG
This is a messenger RNA of Rana temporaria (common frog), 1912 nucleotides long. RefSeq names its product LIM homeobox transcription factor 1 alpha (gene LMX1A). Bases 597 to 1730 code for a protein of 377 amino acids. The transcript is spliced from 9 exons. Gene Ontology annotation, cellular component: nucleus. Gene Ontology annotation, biological process: regulation of transcription by RNA polymerase II; neuron differentiation. Gene Ontology annotation, molecular function: RNA polymerase II transcription regulatory region sequence-specific DNA binding; DNA-binding transcription factor activity, RNA polymerase II-specific. NCBI's taxonomy places the organism in Eukaryota, Metazoa, Chordata, Amphibia, Anura, Ranidae. The record is from RefSeq and is a predicted model, not a curated record.